Messenger RNA from Pseudomassariella vexata, 2337 nucleotides. Its product is annotated as nucleolar complex protein 2. The record is from RefSeq and is a predicted model, not a curated record. Gene Ontology annotation, biological process: ribosomal large subunit biogenesis. Lineage: Eukaryota; Fungi; Ascomycota; Sordariomycetes; Amphisphaeriales; Pseudomassariaceae. The transcript has a single exon. Gene Ontology annotation, cellular component: nucleolus; Noc1p-Noc2p complex; Noc2p-Noc3p complex. The coding region runs from base 1 to 2337 and encodes 778 amino acids.
AUGGCUGGGGCAAAGAAAAACUUCAAGGCGACAAAGAAGUUCGAGACGAAGCACUUGAAGGGUGUGCUGGACCAGCGAAAGGCAUCGGCCAAGCUCAAGCAACGGCACCAGGUCAAGGAGAAGAAGCAGGCCAAGAAAUCGAGAGAUGACGAGUUUUACAAGGGGCCCGAGGAUGGCGCGGCCGCAUCCAAAGUCGUUGGAACCAAGAAGACGGCCAAUGUCAGCGAGAUGAGCGUCGACGAUUUCUUUGGCGGCGGCUUCGAGAUCCUCGACAAGCCGCAACCGGGCAAAAAGGCUUCCAAAAAGCUCGGCAAGCGGAAAAGGGACGAGCCCGCUGAGGACGAUGAUGUCCAAGAAGACGAAGCGAGCGGCUUGGAUGAAUCAUCGGCGGAAGAACAGUCAAGCGGAAGUGACGACGAAGAUCUUGAUGACGGAGACGAAGAUCUGGGCAUGAGUAAAGAGGCCAUGGAUGCGCUCGCGAAAGACGAUCCCGAAUUCUACCAGUUCUUGAAAGAGAAUGAUCCCGAAGCAUUGGAGUUCGACAAUCCCGACCUCGCUGAACUCGACGAACUCAGCGCAGAUGAGGCCGAGGAGCAACCGAAGAAGAAGCGGAAGAAGGACCAGAAGAAAUCAAAGAAGGCCGACGAGUCAGACGACGAGGUGGAAGUUGAAGGGGACAGUAAUGAGUUGACCCAAGCUAUGGUGGCCCGAUGGAAGGCAUCCAUGAAUGAGAAGCACUCUCUCCGCGCUGCCAGACAGGUCGUCUUAGCAUUCCGCUCGGCUGCUCAUCUGAACGAGGAAGACGAAGACAGCGAGAAGACGCAACGAUACAAUAUCGCAAGCCCCGAGGUAUUUCAUGACGUCCUCAUGGUUGCCCUGAAAGAUGUUCCCGAGGUUCUUCAACACCACGUUCCCGUCAAGGAAUUGCCUUCCGGCAAAGUCCAGGUGCCUACAGACUCGAAGAAAUUUAAGACUCUGUCGGUGCUUCUGAAAACGUACAUUAGCGCGAUCCUUCAUCUCUUGGACACUCUUUCAGAUGACGCUUCGCUGAAGUUGACCCUCUCAGCACUAACUCCUCUUGUCCCCUACCUCCUGAGCUUCCGUAAGCUAUUGAAAAAUCUGAUCAAGACGGUUGUCAACUUUUGGUCGCUCUCGACUAGCAGCGAGCCUACUCGAAUUACUGCCUUCUUGGUGCUGCGGAGGCUCGUAGUUGUCGGUGACAAGGGCAUCCGGGAGACGGUGCUGAAAGCCACUUAUCAAGGGUUGAUUGCCGGUGCACGUGUAACCAACGUGAAUACGAUCCAGGGCAUCAACCUGAUGAAAAACUCGGCAGCCGACCUUUGGGGGAUAGACCAGAACAUUGGUUAUACGACUGCCUUCACUUUCAUCAGGCAACUCGCGAUUCACCUGCGCAAUAGCAUCGUCCACAACCAGAAAGAGUCGUACAAGAAUGUGUACAAUUGGCAAUAUGUACACUCUUUGGACUUUUGGUCAUACGUCCUGUCUGAGCAUUGCAGUCCGCUCAAGGAAGCCGAGUCAGGGAAGGAAUCACAGCUGAAACUGUUGAUCUACCCAUUAGUGCAAGUCACACUGGGCGCUAUGCGACUCAUUCCAACGGCAACAUAUUUUCCCCUCCGAUUCCACUUGAUUCGGUCUCUACUCCGUAUAUCGAGAGCGACUGGAACUUAUAUCCCGCUAGCUUCACCCCUGCUUGAGGUUUUGACCUCAGCAGAAAUGAAGAAAUCGCCAAAACCAGCGACACUGAAACCAUUUGACUUCAGCGUCUCUUACAAGGCACCAAAAUCCUAUCUACGAACUCGCGUGUUGCAAGAUGCCGUUGGAGAUCAGGUCGUGGAGCUCUUCUCAGAGUACUUUGUUUUGUGGUCAACAAACAUUGCCUUCCCCGAAUUCGCUCUGCCCGUGGUCAUCAUGCUCAAGCGAUGGCUCAAGCAGUCGAGAAAGAGGGUUGGUGGCAACAACAAUGGCAAGCUCCGAUCCGGAUUGGUGCUCCUGGUGCAGAAGCUUGAAGCCAACGCAAAGUUCAUCGAAGGCAAGCGAGCGAAAGUCGACUUUGCACCCAAUGAUAGGGCGCAGGUAGAUGCGUUCCUGAAAGACUUUGACUGGGAGAAGACCCCUGUCGGUGCCUAUGUCGUUGCCCAGCGCAAAGCAGGUGCCGAGAAGGCGCGGAUGUUGGAAGAAGCCCGUCGCGAGGACGAGCGAAAGAGGAAAGAGGAGGAACAAGAGGCACUGGACCAGGAUGUCGCUGAAGAAGUUGAUGACGAGGAAGAUGAUGUUGAGGAGAUGGGUGAAGACGACGAGUCUUCUGAUGAGGAGUAA